AUGUGUCGUCACAUAAACCGCAAAACAUGCGAUAAAGGAAAACUCAGCACCUUUCUCUCUCUCUCGCUCUUGCUCUCUCUCUCUCUCUCUCUCUCUCUCUCUCAGAAUCUCUCUCUCUCUCUCUCUCUCUCUCUCUCAGAAUCUCUCUCUCAGCAUAUCUCUCUCUCUCUCUCUCUCUCUCAGAAUCUCUCUCUCUCUCUCAGAAUCUCUCUCUGUGUCUCUCUCUGUCUCUCUCUGUCUCUCUCUGUCUCUCUCUCUCUCUCAGAAUCUCUCUCUCUCUCUCAGAAUCUCUCUCUGUGUCUCUCUCUGUCUCUCUCUGUCUCUCUCUCUCUCUGUCUCUCUCUCUCUCUCUCUCUCUCUCUCUCUCUCUCUCUCUCUCUCUCUCUCUCUCUCUCUCUCUCUCUCUCCAUUUACGGAACUCUGCAUUACAACGAGUGGAUCACCAUCUCUGCCGAUCCCUCGGUACCCCAUGCCCGUGUUGGUCAUGCGGCCUCGCAAGGCAGCAACAAUCGCUCCAUGGUGGUCUUUGGCGGUCGUCCCUCCCGCGUCAAUGAAUGGGAUGUGACCCACCACGACUCCUUGGCAGACACCUGGCAGCUCCGCUGGACGUCGACUGAAGGGGACUGGAUGUGGGAGCGGGUCGUCCUGGCCGAUCAGACUGUCACUCCCCCGGUCCGCUUUGGUCACGUGAUGGAAACCGUGACCAUCGGCUCGGACGCCCAGCGAAUGGCCGUUCUUUUCGGUGGCUCCAGUUGUUUUGAGGAUUAUGACGAUAUUUGGACCCUUGACCUCAACACCAUGACCUGGAAUAACGUGACGCCAGACUGGAAUGACACGUCGCGCGGCCCGCUGCCUCGUGCAGAUAUGGCCAGCGCCGUCAUCAAUGACCAGUUGAUUGUCGUCCACGGCGGUCAACCUUGUGCCGGCACCUGUAACCUCAACUCAACUGCGCACACCCUUACCACUCCGAAUCAAGAUUCCGCCCUGGCCUGUGAUCUCAUGAUGCUCAGCAUCAAUGCGAGUGUACCCGCUUGGACUCGGCUAGAGGCUAUCAACCGCACCCACUGCCCUGUUGAUCGCUAUUGGCACUCCCUGACCUUUGACACCAACACCCAGUCCCUGCUCCUUUACGGAGGCUUGCAAGCAGGAACCAGUCUGCCUGCCCCCAACGUUCUCGGCGAUCUUUGGCAAUUCCACCUCAGCACUCAAACCUGGUCCUGUCUAGACAAUUGCCUGUUCACGGCUCCUGCCUCGCCUGGCACCGCCAACGGCCUGCAAGGCCCCGCUGCACGCUUCGACCAUGCAGCCGCCAUGGACAACGGGCAACUGCUCAUCUUUUUUGGCCGCUUUGAUACGCUCACCUAUGCUACAGACAUGGUAUGGCGCUACGUCUUGGCCAAUCAUACCUGGGAUCUUGUCCUGAGUGAUGCACAAACGUACCCGGAACUUCGUGGUGGCAUCACUGCCGUAACGGUGGAGCUGCCAGCCAAUAGCAAUCUGCGUACAACCGCCGAGGGCCUCGGCACGGGCAUCAUGCUCUUUGGGGGCGAGCGCCAGUACUCCUGGUCUUUGGGCAGCAGUUACAAAGAAGCUUGGAUCAUGCGCCUCGAGACCCAUGCUACUCCCGACACAGAUGACGACGAUGCUUCCUCUCCAAACGAUUUCUCCGUUGUUCGUGCAGGCUUUUAUCUCCAGAACAGCGUGUCAUAUCCAGCCCCACGAACGGACUUUCCCUCAGCUUUCCUACCCCUCCGUCGUCUCUGGGUCAUGCAUGGUGGCGUCUCUGAGGGACAAGGCUUUCUUCAAGACACAUGGCUCCUGGCCUACCGCGAGGAACUGGGUGAGCGCAGUGCCGGAUGGACGCGAAUCAUCAGCGACAACGCUGACACUGCCAGCUCAGCCAGCCUGCCCGCUGCGCGUGCCGGCCACCUGCUUCUUGCAACUACGACCGAACCCGACGACAACGUGCCCGAUGAUGACUUUCUCAUCAUGCUUCAGGGCCAAUGUCGCGUGAGUAAUCUAAAGCUGUGCGCAGACAUGUGGCUCUUCAACGUUACAUCAAUGCGCUGGUCCCGGAUGCUUGAGAAUGGCCGCCCGCCGCCCCGCCGUUCGGCCUCGGCUGUCUUCCUCAACGUCACCACCAUCAUGCUCUACGGUGGUCAAGUCUUGGAGGCCAACUACGACACAUUGCAGCCCGACGGUGGCAUAUACUUUUGUGCCCUCGAUGCCGAUCACGCUAGCUUUACGCGUCGGGCCACCGGCUUGGAGCUACAUGCGCGCUCGUCGGCCCCAGUGCUGGUGGCGCCUAACCGCAGUCACCAUGUUGCCGAAAUUGUGCAAUGCAAAAUCACCGCGUGUCGCAAUAUGAGCACCUCUGGUCGCACGCUCUCCUUUGUAGUCGUUUUUGGUGGGCUGCAGUCCGCAGCAACCGACGCCGAGCUUCAGCAUCGCUCACAUGGUAUCAGAGGGACCUCCAACCUGACAGACCCGACGCGUCUAGGCGAUGACACAUGGAUUUUGGCCCUAGAACCCUCCUCGCACACAGCCACCUGGAUCGAGCUGACCAGCAUCGUCAAGCCCUCUCGUCGGUGGCAAGCGGCGUCAACGACCUUUGGCGCUUGCAAGGUCAUCGUCACGGGCGGCUUCUCCGAUUCGGAUGUUCUCGCUGACACUUGGUUGCUAGAUCUUUGCUCUGAUUCACACGUGUGGAUGGAACUGCGCAUGCUUGACCAAACCGCGGCCUUGGCGCGUGCGAGCCACUCACUGCUGCGAAUCAGCACCAAUAUUGCCCCCAACAUCACGUUGGCCAGUACAGCCAACAGCCCCAACUACGCCCUUCUCAUUGUUGGUGGAACCUCCCUCGACCGGCGACCCGUUGAAGCAGAAGAGAUUCCACAGGCAAGUGUCUAUUUGGCGACUGCAUCGUGCAAGCCCUGUUUGCGAGGUGCCUACACGGAGGCUGCUGGCGAAACGGCCUGCACAGCAUGCCCAGCCGGCACCACGACGGUCGAGGGCGAUGUUAGCUUUCUCGACUCGGGCCCGGACUCAUUGGCAUCUUGCUCCGUUUGCGUACCAGACUUUUGUCAUCACGGCUACUGUCGAAUUGACAACAUGACUUCAGAGCCCGUUUGCCACUGCCAAAUUUGGUACACGGCGCAAUCCAGAUGCCAGCACUGGCAGUGGUGGGUGUUUUUGAUCCUGGCCGUUCUCAGCAGUUCAGUUGUGGUGGGCAUCACGUACUGCCUCUUGCGUCGCAGCUUCAGCAAGCCGCUCAGCAAGUUGCAACGCAACCUGGAGCAACGAACAGAGCAGGCCUUGACUUUGGCUCGGGUGUUCCAAAUUCAAUGGAGUGAGCUCAAACUGGAAACCAGGAUUGAUGCAGCCGCCAUGGGCACAUAUGGUCAAGUGUGGCGCGCCAAGUAUCACGACCGAUCUGUUGCCGUCAAGCUCCUUAAUCCGGUGAUGGUCCACAUGGAUGAAAAUUUGACCAAUGAUUUUUUUCGCGAAAUCAGGAUGAUGCGCAUGAUUCGACACACCAACUGCGUGUUUUUCUACGGUGCUGGACAGGAGCCAGAAAAAGGCAGCCCAUUUUUAGUAACGGAGUACAUGGAGCUCGGCAGCUUAUCUACGGUGCUGAAGGAUGGAUCAUAUCCGCUUGACUGGGCUCGACGCUUGGCCUUUGCCCUGGAUGCUGCGCGGGGCAUGGAACACCUUCACACGCGCACGCCUGUCUGUCUGCACCGCGAUCUCAAGUCUCUUUCUCUGUCUUUGUCUCUGUCUCUGUCUCUGUCUCUGUCUCUGUCUCUGUCUCUGUCUCUGUCUCUGUCUCUGUCUCUGUCUCUGUCUCUGUCUCUGUCUCUGUCUCUGUCUCUGUCUCUGUCUCUGUCUCUGUCUCUGUCUCUGUCUCUGUCUCUGUCUCUGUCUCUGUCUCUGUCUCUGUCUCUGUCUCUGUCUCUGUCUCUGUCUCUGUCUCUGUCUCUGUCUCUGUCUCUGUCUCUGUCUCUGUCUCUGUCUCUGUCUCUGUCUCUGUCUCUGUCUCUGUCUCUGUCUCUGUCUCUGUCUCUGUCUCUGUCUCUGUCUCUGUCUCUGUCUCUGUCUCUGUCUCUGUCUCUGUCUCUGUCUCUGUCUCUGUCUCUGUCUCUGUCUCUGUCUCUGUCUCUGUCUCUGUCUCUGUCUCUGUCUCUGUCUCUGUCUCUGUCUCUGUCUCUGUCUCUGUCUCGGUUUCGGUUUCGGUUUCGGUUUCGGUUUUGGUUUCGGUUUCGGUUUCGGUUUUGGUUUCGGUUUUGGUUUCGGUUUCGGUUUCGGUUUUGGUUUCGGUUUCUGUGUCUAUUCUCGUGUUUUUUGUUUUUUACAUGCAACUUGCUGGUCUCCUCGUCUUUGACAGUCAAGGUGGCAGACUUUGGAACAUCAACUUUGUUUGACCUGACAGCAGCCAGCGGCUUUCAAAACCUCUCGCCACGUCAACGCAUGCUGUCCGUGGCCGAGGACAGUGACAACGAAGACAACGACGAAUCUGACAACUACGAUGAAUCUGCUACGCUGCUACGCCAUGUGGAUGCGCGCCGUGAAACGCGUCGUUUGCAGUCAACAUCAGUGCCCCCUGUGACCAUUCGUGUGGGGACGACUCAGUUCCUGGCUCCGGAAACGUUUGAUGGACGCAACUACUCGGUCCAUUCAGAUGUAUUUGCCUACGGCAUGGUGUUGUUUCACAUUAUGACACGGCAUGCGCCGCUCUAUCCAAUGGAGCUCUGCAUUGGCCCCUCUCUCAUUUUGCGCAAAGCCAUUGCAUCCGGCUUGCGACCAGAGCUACCAGAGGCCUACCGGCAUGUGUUUCCCACUUCGAUCAAGUGCUUGAUGGAAGCGUGCUGGGUAGCCUGUCGCGAGGAUCGGCCGUCUUUCCCGGAAAUUGUGCAGACAUUGGAGAACAUUCGUGACAUUGAGCUGCUGCGCAGCGUGGGCGAAUGGGGCCAAUUGCCGCCUGGAGAAAACAUCUCGGUGCCCCAGCGUCGGCGGGCCUAUUCCGAUAGUGAGCGUACCGGCCUGUCUUUUCCCAGCGCGCCACUUGCAUUCUCUGUCAACUCGUAG
Messenger RNA from Monosiga brevicollis MX1, 5085 nucleotides. RefSeq lists its product as uncharacterized. The coding region runs from base 1 to 5085 and encodes 1694 amino acids. Lineage: Eukaryota; Choanoflagellata; Craspedida; Salpingoecidae. The record is from RefSeq and is a predicted model, not a curated record. The transcript is spliced from 25 exons. Gene Ontology annotation, molecular function: protein binding; protein kinase activity; ATP binding. Gene Ontology annotation, biological process: protein phosphorylation.